This is a messenger RNA of Trichomonas vaginalis G3, 453 nucleotides long. RefSeq names its product protein modification by small protein conjugation. Gene Ontology annotation, cellular component: nucleus. The transcript has a single exon. The coding region runs from base 1 to 453 and encodes 150 amino acids. Gene Ontology annotation, molecular function: ubiquitin conjugating enzyme activity. NCBI's taxonomy places the organism in Eukaryota, Parabasalia, Trichomonadida, Trichomonadidae. The record is from RefSeq and is a predicted model, not a curated record. Gene Ontology annotation, biological process: protein polyubiquitination.
AUGGCUUCUUUAGCUCGUAAGAUCGGAAACGAAUUGAAAGCAAUUCAAGAAAAUCCAAAUCCAAAUUACACAUUUUCCGUUGUUGGUGAUGAUAUCACCCAUCUUCGUGGAAUAAUUCACGGGCCUGCUGAUUCUCCAUACGCAGGUGGAAACUUCACCAUUAACAUUUCUGUUCCACCAGAGUUCCCACUUCGUGCUCCAGCAGUUACAUUUGGAACAAAGAUUUACCAUCCAAAUGUAAAUCCAGAAGGCAACAUCUGCUUGUCUUUAUUAAAGAAUGAGUGGAGUCCAAAAGUUAAAAUUAUGGAUAUCCUUGAGCAAGUAUAUCUCCUCAUUUCUGCCCCAGAUCCAAUUGAUGCUCUCAAUACAGAGAUCGCUGCAGAAUAUAAAGAUAACCAUGAUGAAUAUGUUAGGAAGGCCAAGCAAUGGACACAGGAAUUUGCUCAUGAGUAA